AGGAGUAGAUUACAAAGAAAUAACGCAGUUACGUUCAAAAUGAGGUCAAAUCACCGCAAAAAUCAACCGCUUUAGCGCAGAGUUGGUGUGGGAAUGUUUUGGCAGCGCUGUUUGGGAUCUGUUCUCGCUCCCUGAUCCCAACGGGUGGACCUGAAGGCGUGGUAAGUGGUGGGAGCUGGUGGGGGCUGCUGUCCUCGUGCCCUCCACUCGCAUAUCGAGUUCUCCCUCGACGAAAUGAACAUGGACGCUAAAAGAUAGACGUCUUCUGACCUGUUUCCUCUCUGUUUGGAGUUUAUAUUAAUUUACUUUAAAUAAAAAAGGAGCACUUGUCUUCGUGGGACAGAGGGAGAGACAAACUGAACCAUGGUGGAGCCAAAAGGGUAGAUUUUACCCAUGAAGAAGUUUGUUCCACAAGUUUUGGAUUAGGAGGGAGGACGAGGAAGAUCACAUCAACAGGGCCAACAGUAACAACAUGCUCCUGGCCUCUGCUGUGGUGGUGUGGGAAUGGCUCAAUGAACACGGCCGGUGGCGGCCCUACAGCCCCGCCGUCUCCCACCAGAUAGAGGCGGCCAUCCGGAGCAGCGACCCCCGCGGAGGAAGCGUGGUCCUCGGCCAGGUCGACAGUCGGCUCUCCCCGUACAUCAUAGAUCUCCAGUCCAUGCACCAGUUCAGACAGGACACAGGAACCAUCCGUCCGGUGCGGAGGACUUUUUAUGAUCCCGUCUCGGCGCCGGGUCAGGGCUGGCAGUGGGAGUGGGAAAACGAUGCGGGCACGUGGACGGCGUACGACAUGGAGGUGGCCAUCGCCAUCGAGAGCGCCCAUAGCCGGCCGCAGACCUGCCUGGACCUGACUCCGCUCGGCUUCUGCUACCUCAUCGACUUCCAGAACAUGACCCAGGUGAACAGACAGAGCCAGAGGUGUCGCAGGAUCCAGAGGCGUGCUGACAUGGCCUAUCCUUUAGUGUCCGGGCCUCUCCCUGUACCCAAAGGUGGAGGUGUUGGAGGAGGGCUGACCGGAGCCCUUCUGGGUGUCGGGGUGUCGGGGGCCAGCAUGGGAGUCGGAAGCUCCAUCACCUCUAACGGGGGCCUGCAGGCUGCUGGCCUUGGCCAGCCUUGUUCCUGCCAGCAGUGCAUGCUGGUCCUCAGUGUGAAGACCAACACGGGUGGAGGAGCGGCGAUACAGACUCUGGGAAGACGCUCAUUAACCAUCCAGCGGCCCAAGAACUCUGUACCACCCACCUCCAAACCUCUGAGUCCAUCCAAAUCCGCCACUCUGGGACGAGGCCAGCAGCAGAACUCCAACUCCAACUCCAACUACUACCAGACGCUGCCGCAUGGCCUCGCCAUCACCAAAAACACUGCCUCCCCGCGGAGGAACGCCCAGCUCUUCGCCCAGUCGCUGGUGGCUCUCACCGCCGGUGCCUCCUCCAUGGGAAUUUCCUCCAACAGGCCGCCUCCCCCAUCCCUACCACCGCCUCAGCCCCCCUCCUCCAACCCAAACCUCAACCCUCCGUCCAUUCCGCCCAAACACUCCUCCUCAUCCUCAGCCGGCGAAUCGGUGCCAACUGCCACAUUAAUAACCCCCGCCAGUGGCGUGACCACACCCCCCUCCCCAGUGCCAUCUCCAUCAGCUGUGGUGAUGAAGCCGCAGCGUGCGCCGUCGUCAGCGGCAACGGUGUGCCACGCCCCGUUGCCACAGCGAUCCAGCUUAGCCGGGCUGAGCAGGCCGGCAUUACAGAGGAUCGCCAUGGCACAGUCCAGAGCGCUCAUCGCAUCCGGUGUGCCCACCGUCCCUGUGAAAAACCUGAAUGGAUCCAGUCCUGUCCACCCUGCGCUGGCCGGGAUCACAGGAAUCCUGAUGAGCGCCGCCGCGCUGCCCGUGUGUCUGACCAGGCCUCCGAAGCUGGUGCUGCAUCCUCCACCCGUCAGCAAGAGCGACAUUAAACCGGUGCCAGGCUUCGGCCACUGCUGCAGGAAGACCACCAAGAAACAGGCUCGCAAAGGUAAAACUCCAGAGGAGGUGGUGAAGAAGUACCUGCAGAAAGUAAAAAGUCCACCAGAGGAGGACUGUACCAUCUGUAUGGAGCCCUUAGGGGGGCCGUCUGGAUACAAAGGUCCAGGUGUGGGUCCUGUUUCCAGAGCAGAGUCAGUGGGGCGACUGGCACAGUGUGGACACCAGUACCACUUCCAGUGUCUGGUGGCGAUGUACAACAACGGCAACAAGGACGGCAGUCUUCAGUGUCCAACAUGUAAAACCAUCUACGGCGUGAAGACAGGCAACCAGCCAGCAGGGAAGAUGGAGUACCACAUCAUCCCUCACUCUCUACCCGGCCAUCCCGACUGCAAAACCAUCCGCAUCAUCUACAACAUCCCACCGGGCAUUCAGGGACCAGAGCAUCCGAACCCAGGGAAGCCCUUCACUGCCAGAGGCUUCCCUCGACACUGCUACCUCCCAGACAGCGAGAAAGGACGCAAGGUACUGAGACUGCUCCUGGUGGCGUGGGACCGCCGGCUCAUCUUCUCAGUCGGGACUUCAAGCACGACGGGAGAGUCCGACACCGUCAUCUGGAACGAGGUCCACCACAAGACGGAGUUCGGCUCCAACCUGACGGGUCACGGCUUCCCCGACCCCGGACACCUGGACAACGUCCUGGAAGAGCUCCGUGCUCAGGGCAUCACAGAGGAUGACGCACUGGUGGAAAAGUGAAUGGUCAACACCACCAGCACAAGAGGAGGAGGAGGAGGAGAUGUGGGGCCUGAUGAGGAAAAUAAGAGGAGGAGCUCCUGGACUGAGAAAGACUGCCAGCACUUAGAAGGGGUGCAGGGGGUGGGGGACGCUGGGGACUAUGGAGGAUGCUGGUUUUGUCUCGGAGAAGUCAGUCCUCUGAGACGAUAACUGUUCAAACGUCACCGUUUUCCAAACCAGCGAGUAGAAGUCAGCAGCUCUGAAAGCAAAGCCAGACUGAGGAGGAGGAGGAGGAGGAAGAGGACAGAAAAAAAGGGUGCAUGGUUUUUAGCUAGGUACUAAAUAUGAGUGAGAAUGAGUCGGUACUAACACCUAAGACACAAACAAGUUAACUUUACUGAGAGAAAGACGAAAAAAAGAUGGUAAAACGAUGGAGCAGAUCAGAAAGGACAAAGAGCGAAGAAGCUGGAGGGGGAGGGGUGUGGACAAGGAGGAGGAGGAGCAGGAGGAGGGAUGAAGAUGGUGUAUGAAUGUAGAGUAGUGUAGCAGUAGAGUAAAUUUAACUUGUGUGGUACUUUCAGGUACGUGAAUGGCGUGGCUUUGGCUUUGUGGCUGAAGUGUGGCGAUGCUGCGCCCCCUGGUGGCGAGUCGGAAGAGAGACGCUGGAACAUCAGAGUCCAUCAUUUAUCCUCAUCUUCCAUUAUUUACCUUUUCUCUUAGUCAUUGUGUGAAAUGACUAAAGACCAAACCACCGCCUGACAUUUGGGCCUGUUUGGCGUCUUACUGAUGAGCCACUGGUACAAGCCCACCUGCAGCCAGUACAGGUGUGACCUGAUUUAACAGUUUGGGUAUAAAUGUUUCAUCCUGGUUGAAGGUGAUGCUGACGUUGAGUCCUGUGGGACGGGGCUAAAGGUACAAGUAGUGGAGGGUUCAUAUUAAAAUGUGUCUGAAUUCAGCUGGAAGUCACCAUCAAGUCAUGUUUGACUUCUAAUUAACAAAGUUAGUUAAAAAAAAAGAAACACAGCUUUCUCCAGUUUACCCGAAACAAAUCAAGAUCUAUAUAAAAAUAAAAACAUCAAUUGUUUGCUGUUUGAUAAGAGCUGGGAAACUUUUUAAAAUCUAACUUAUUGAGGAAUUUUCUUUUUCUGAACAAGAGAUUCUGACUUUCCGGUUGCCCUUGAAUGCAUCAUCAGGGAGCUUGCUUGUCUUGUUUUGCUUUCAUUGACUAGAAACUCUGAAUUUCUGACGUCUUAUGAGGAGAAAUCGAAGCAAACUCCAUCAGAAGUCAGAUUUCUGUGACAGCAGGAUCUGGAUUCUGAGUUCCAGCUCUCUGGUUCGUGGGUAGUUUAAUGUCAGCCUUGUUCGUCCGGUGUUUCUGUAACUCUGAGGAACACAAACGCACCACAUCUGCCUCUCAUCCAAUCAGAAACUCCUUCACACAAAGAUGCUGUUUUAUAGACCAAAAGAAAGUCUGUCCUCUUCUGUCCUUCCUCCACCCUACCCAGUCUCACACCAACACACUCCCAGUCCAGGGUUUGACUGGGACUCUGGGGAUGACAUCAUCCUGUAAGCGAUGAUGAUGAUGGUACUCCCUCCAUGGUAUUGUCUUUAUUAUGUUUUUAAUGAACUGUAGCUACACCUUUGCUUUUAAUAGCAUUUUUUCUUGACACUAUUAUAGGUCGAAUUGCCUUGUUUUCAUUUUGUACAUGUAUGUUGAAUUAAUUCAUUAAUUAAGCCCUUUUUUUCAUUUGUUACCGUUUGUUUACAGACAGUAUUAUUAUAUACGGUGUCUUUUUUUCUCUGAGUACAGGCGUAAAGCCGAUUCUUUUCUUUGGAAAAGGAAUUUGAUGGUAGACUUUUCUGAGUGUGAGCUGUAAUGCAUUUUAACCGAACCGAACUUAAACCUUUGCUGUUCUCUGAGGUAAAGGAUGUUUUUGUUCUGGACAUAUCGGUCCUGAUGCUGUUCUGCACUGAGCUUUUACGGAGAAUCGUUUCACAGCAGACGUGUAGAGGGACGUGUUGGCUUUUAUAAAAUAUUAGAAGAACCACAACCUCCUCAUGUGCCACAGCAGUUUUCAGGCUCUGAGGCUCGGACGCUGCACAACAGCCUGAUUUUGUAUAAUCAGUUAAAUUUGUCUUGUAACCUCGAUAUCAUAUAAAGUGUCCUAUGGAUGAGCUGAUCUGACCGUGUGCAGAGUCUGAGGCCAGCUGAGCUGUUUUACAUCUACAUGUGUAUUAUUUUUUUGUUCCCGCCACCAUAUCUCAUCCCUCCUUGAGGCGCUAACCCAGACGUGUGAUUAAUGGAGGGAAUGAGACGUGGUGAAGAGUGCUGGUUUGGAAGCGAGAGCAUCAAACAAGAUGAGAAAAGAGAAAGUGUAAAUAUCUCAAAAUAAUUGCUGGAGUAUGAAUGAUUACUACAAGGAAAAAAUAAAGAUUGAAUGAAACUUA
Melanotaenia boesemani (Boeseman's rainbowfish) is the source of this 5134-nucleotide messenger RNA. RefSeq names its product E3 ubiquitin-protein ligase DTX4-like. The transcript is spliced from 12 exons. The coding region runs from base 473 to 2707 and encodes 744 amino acids. NCBI's taxonomy places the organism in Eukaryota, Metazoa, Chordata, Actinopteri, Atheriniformes, Melanotaeniidae. Gene Ontology annotation, cellular component: nucleoplasm. Gene Ontology annotation, molecular function: zinc ion binding; ubiquitin protein ligase activity. The record is from RefSeq and is a predicted model, not a curated record. Gene Ontology annotation, biological process: Notch signaling pathway; protein ubiquitination.